CACACAUUACUCUAGUAGCCUGUUCUGUUCUAGCAGGAAUCACCGUGGUGAGUCUCACCUUCUUUCACAAGUUCUCGCUCAGCCUUGACCCAGACGACUACUAUAAGCAACAUGGGAGAAAUUGUAAUAGUUAGGCUACUGCCAUGUACAGUGUGGGUCUUUAUUCUGCUGUUCAGCUUGUCUUUAGUUUUGAUUGCAUUCGGAGUACUCACUUACUGUAUAUUUUCUCUAACAUGAAAGAAGUCCAUAGAUAACAUGGGCCCAUAAAUGAUUGUACUAUUACAAUGGUACUUUGAUACUGUAUCAAAUGAGAUUUUUUCAUAAUUGUUUGUGAAGUUUAGUUUACUGACAGUGGAACAACCAUGCAAAAUGAACUUCCUUAUAUAAAGUAUAGGCUUAUCACACCAUUGAAUUAUUUUGAAUCUAAUGUAUCCAAAUAUGGGGCAGCGCAUAUUUCUCUUCAAUGGCCCAUGCAGGUGGGACUAAAUGCCAUUUAGUAAAUGGUCUAAAGACAUGGGGGCGUGACAAGUUGGUCUUAGUGUUCUGAGUGUGCACAUACGUUGCCUUAGAGUUCUAAAUGUGGAGGGUGUCACCACACUUUAUGGCAUUAAAGGCGUGCAGGAAGUGGCCUAGUGUUCACUGCAAACCACAGAUCUUAAGAAGAGAGAGCAGUCUUCUUCUGCAGGUCUCAAUGGGCUAUUGGUCUUGGGACUACACAGGAUGUGGAUCAAACGACACUAGAAAAAACAUGGCUUCAGCAGAGAUCUACUGGCCUGUCCCAAUGAGGGCCAUCGGUGCCCAGAACCUGCUCACCAUGCCAGGAGGUGUGUGCCAUUCUGGGUACCUCCACAAGAAGGGAGGGAGCCAAUUCAGCCUUAUGAAGUGGCCUCUUCGCUAUAUAAUCCUCCACAGGGGAUGUGUGUAUUAUUUCAAGAGCAGUACCAGUCCUGCACCGCAAGGAGCUUUCUCUCUCAAUGGCUACAACAGGGUGAUGAGGGCAGCAGAAGAGACCACCUCCAGUAACGUGUUUCCCUUCAAACUCGUCCACUUCAGCAAGAAGCACCGGACCUAUUACUUCUCAGCAGCCAACGAGGAAGAGAGAAGGAAAUGGAUGCGAAACCUGCGAAAAGAAAUUGAUCACCAUAAUGACAGAAGGGAUUCACAUUUUACAAAUGACUCUGAAAGUGAUGCGGACAGCUUCUAUGGAUUGAUAGAGUGCCCCAUGGACAUAACCUAUGCCCAUGAUGACCCAGGAGACAAUUACAUGUUAGAGGAUGAAGAAGAUGAUGAGGAUGAUGACUAUGAAAAACCAGAUAGCCCACCAACUUAUACAGGAAGACUAACUGUCCCACCACCAUCAUACCAUCCUCCUCCACUCCCAUGCCAGUUUAGACAAGAAUCAAUGUCAGGAUUCUGCAAAGGUCUCCCCCAACCUGCCCGUGCCCCUGUCCCCAACAGAACCCUCUCCAGCCCCCUUCCAAAGAAAAUGUCCCCGCUCUUACCUCGACCCAAGCUGGGUGAGGUCGGCCACAACCACCAUGGACACAAGGACAUCCCAAAUAAGGACAGCCCAGAGAGAAGUGUGAGGGGCCCUAAGACCCCUCUUCCCACUCCCAUUGCCAGCCUACAGGAGCAGAUGAUGAUGGGGAAGACGUCCAUCUCCACCCUACCUGGGGGGGACCACAGAGACAAUAAGCCCCAUGUUCCAGUGACCCUCAAGUCUCCCGCCACCCUGCCCAUCUGCAUCAACCUGGAAAGGCAAAUGGGGCUGAAUCCUAGUCCACCGGGUUGCCAUGGCAACACAACCAGUCACAUCCCAAGUGUGCCAAACUACUGCCACAGCAGUAGGCCAACACCAGAUCUCCCACCACAGGCCUCGCCAGCACUGAACCACCAGCCUGGACCGUUCAAGCCACCCCUCCUAGCGAAAUCUCCAUGUCCGGCAACCAUGCCUAAACGACCAAGAGGGUCAGCACAAAGAUCCUCUCCAGAUGGACAAAGCUUCCGAACCUCAGUGGACGAGGUGCCUGCCUCUUUAAGAAAGAACAGGGAUCCAUCCAAGGACAUCGACGAUGACUCUGAUGAAGACUAUGAGAAUGUUCAAUUACCCGAUUCUGUGUUUGUGGACAUAACAGAAACAAGCAUUGUUGAAAAGUUAUUUAUGGAAAGCUCCAGUUCACCGCAGGACGGUCUCUACUGCAUCAGGAACUCAGGAACAAAGACAUCAAAGGUGCUGGUGGUGUGGGAUGUGGAUCUGUGCAAGGCCAGAAACUACAGGCUCUUUGAGGAGGACUCCCGGGUGUUCCUGGAGUUUGAGGUUACAUUUGCCUCCCUGUCAGCCCUAGUGGAGCACUACCAUAGCCACCCUCUACCCAAUCACGACUCUCUGUGUCUGCAGCAGCCAUAUGGUUACAUCAUGCCCAGAUGACCCUGUCCUGACUCUACCUGAGGCCAUUGGCUCAAACGGACUCUCUCCUUUUGGGCAUCUAAUACAGUGCUGCAACUGUCAUGAACUACAGUCAAAACCUGCUGUGGUAGAAACAAAAUGACACUGGCCCCUGUAGGGCAAGUCAGAUUGUUGCAUUUCUGUAACCAAGCCUGAGUAUUUGUGAUUCUGAUGAGCGUCAUGGCAUGGGAUCUAGCCCGAAACAAUGCUUGGGCAGAGGUGCAACGAGUGCGCAGGGUUGCAGUUGUGAAGAAAAUAUGGUAUCUGUGAGGAGGACAAUGAGCUCUAUAUACAGAACAAAGUUGUGUUAUGUGAGGACUACUGCAGGACUAGUACUCUAAAGGUCUGUCAUUACACUGGAUGGCACUGCUGUAGUGUUGUUCAGAAUACAAGCAAAUGUGAAGCUUUGUGGGUUGACUGCACAUUAAUGUCGGAAUAUUAAGCACUGGUUUUGCAUUACGCAUUGAGGACCAAUUAUGUGUAUAUCACUUAUUUAUUCCAUAAAGUUUAUGAAAUGUAUCAUAUUAUCUUCAGGAAAAAAGUUAUAUUUUAAAAUGCUUAGAUAAUGAUGGCUGUGAAAUAUGGUGCAUAAAAACCUAUGCUAUCAAACUGUCCACACAUCCUAUUGCACUGUACAGAACUGUCCAUUUGGGAUAUGUAAAUUAAAUGUAUUGUAUAAAAUUAUUUUGUAAAAUUA
Salvelinus sp. IW2-2015 is the source of this 3143-nucleotide messenger RNA. RefSeq names its product SH3 domain-binding protein 2. Gene Ontology annotation, biological process: signal transduction. NCBI's taxonomy places the organism in Eukaryota, Metazoa, Chordata, Actinopteri, Salmoniformes, Salmonidae. Gene Ontology annotation, molecular function: SH3 domain binding. The record is from RefSeq and is a predicted model, not a curated record.